CAGCAAAUACUGAGUUGGUGUCGUCGCUUCAUUAUUUAUUCAGCGAUAGGUAAAUGCGAAGGAGCACUUAGGAAAUCCCGCGUCACAUUGCUGAAUCGAGAUUUGAAGAUGGCGGAAAGAGUAGAUCCGUGUUCUCUCUCAAAUCCUGAGAGUUUUUUAUGCAAGCACAUAAGCUGGCAAAUAGAUGUAGACUUUCCAGGGAAAGUAUUGCGAUGCACAGCAAAUCUGAAGGUUGAAUGCGUCAAAACAGGCUCUGACACACUGAUUUUAGAUACAAAUGGCUUCAUUAUCCACAAUGUCUGCCUUGAAGAAACAGGAAAAGAUCUACUUUACAUAAUUGAAAAUGAAACUGAACCGUUUGGGAAGCCUCUGGAAAUCAAGAUUCCAGAAGAUUGCAGGAAAACACCUGGCCUCAUUUUUCAUGUAAAAAUCGUUUACGAAACAACGUCUGAAAGCUCUGCAAUAGACUGGCUGGAACCAGAGCAAACUUCUGGGAAGCAACAUCCAUUUCUUUUUACUCAAUGUCAGGCCAUCCAUGCAAGAAGUAUUAUACCAUGUCAAGACACACCAGCAGUAAAGUUUACUUAUGAUGCAGAGGUUACUGUACCAUCAGAACUCACAGCCUUGAUGAGUGCUAUCAAAGACUGCAAUGAAAUAAUAGAGAAUGAUUCUCGCAAGUGCAGGUUCCAUCAAAAGACUGCUAUACCAUCUUAUUUACUUGCACUGGUUGCAGGUUCAUUAGAAGGAAGAGACGUUGGCCCUAGAUCAAAGGUAUGGGCAGAAAAAGAUUUGAUAGAAAAAUGCGCAUAUGAAUUUGCAGAGCUUGAAAGCAUGGUAUGUGCUGCAGAGAGCAUCUGCGGCCCUUACGUGUGGGGAAGGUACGAUUUACUUGUCUUGCCACCGUCUUUUCCAUAUGGUGGAAUGGAGAAUCCGUGUCUCACAUUUGUCACUCCAACGUUGCUGGCAGGAGAUCGUUCUCUUACUGGGGUUGCUGCCCACGAAAUAGCGCACAGCUGGACUGGAAAUCUUGUCACAAAUAAAACAUGGGAACAUUUUUGGCUGAAUGAAGGAUUCACUCGAUUUGUCGAGUCAAAGAUAAUUGGGAAGUUGCGAGGAGAGAAGUCGAGAAACCUACAGGCGAUUGGUGGCUGGAAAGCAUUGAUAGACUCGAUUGACAAGUUUGGGGCAAAUAAUCCUCUUACGGCGCUUGUACCAGAUCUGGAAGGCAUUGAUCCCGAUGAGGCGUUUUCAUCUGUUCCUUACGAAAAAGGCUUUGCUUUUCUGUACUACUUAGAGCAUUUGUCAGGAGGACCUGACGUUUUUAAUGAGUUUCUCAGAAGCUACAUUGAUCAUUUCAAAUACCAGAGUAUCACAACAGACGAAUUCCAGUCAUAUUUAUUCAGCUUUUUCAAAAGCAAGGGUAAAGAUGAUCUUUUCUCGGGCGUGGAUUGGAAAUUAUGGUUCCAUAACCCCGGAAUGCCUCCAUUGGAUGUAUCAAAACUAUAUGAUACAACAGCCAUUGAUAGAUGCAAUGAAUUGGCAAACAGAUGGUUACAGACAAAAACAUUUGAAGAAUUCUCGUCAGAUGAUCUCCAAGAAUUCUGCUCAAACCAAAUAAUUGAGUUUUUAUCGAAACUUCUGCUUGAGGAAAACAUUAGCAAAGAAACCCUUAAAGCGAUGAAUUCAAAAUACAAUCUGACUUCAUUGGAAAACAACGAAAUUAAAUUCAGAUGGCUUAGGUUGUGCGUCAGGGCAGAACUUGAAGAGAUGUAUCCACAGGUAGUCAAAUUUAUCACACAGCAAGGGAGAAUGAAAUACAUAAGACCAAUUUAUAGUGAGAUGUACAAGAAAGAGACGUCCAGAGGCCUCGCUAUCGAGACCUUCCAAGACAACAUGUCUCGUUAUCAUACGAUUGCUGCCACUAUGGUUGCCAAGGACUUGCAUCUUAUUGAAAACAAAACAGCUUAAUGUAUAGAAUGGUAAACUCUUCUUGAGCCGCCGUUUCAUGUUUGUAUUGCAGAGAUUAACGGACACGACGGCCAGGAAAUAUGUUUCUUACACAGAUGCAGAACAUGCAGAGAAAUAAGUUUAUGUAAGACUUAGCUUUCUUUCUAAAUAAUUUGAUUUCAGUCAGUGUAUUAUAGAUGCUAGGCAAUACAUUGCAGCACCCCCUACCCAUGAGGUCACGUUAGACCUUGUUUUGCCCCUUUCGCCUGUAAUUUUGCAACGUUAAUAAUUUUGCCCCACCCCCCAUUACGUACCUUCAACGUUUCUUAAAUAUUCUAUUGAAUUACUAUGAUAGGCCAAUUAACUAAUUCUGAUAGAUGGACAUGGGUUUUCCUUAUAUUAAAUGUUUUUUUUCUUAUAUUAUAUUAGACGUACAUGGGUUCUUGUAUUCG
This is a messenger RNA of Rhopilema esculentum, 2399 nucleotides long. Its product is annotated as leukotriene A-4 hydrolase. Gene Ontology annotation, biological process: peptide catabolic process; proteolysis. The record is from RefSeq and is a predicted model, not a curated record. NCBI's taxonomy places the organism in Eukaryota, Metazoa, Cnidaria, Scyphozoa, Rhizostomeae, Rhizostomatidae. Gene Ontology annotation, cellular component: cytosol. Gene Ontology annotation, molecular function: epoxide hydrolase activity; aminopeptidase activity; zinc ion binding.